This is a messenger RNA of Cydia strobilella, 3025 nucleotides long. Its product is annotated as 15-hydroxyprostaglandin dehydrogenase [NAD(+)]-like. NCBI's taxonomy places the organism in Eukaryota, Metazoa, Arthropoda, Insecta, Lepidoptera, Tortricidae. The record is from RefSeq and is a predicted model, not a curated record. The transcript is spliced from 6 exons. Bases 94 to 852 code for a protein of 252 amino acids. Gene Ontology annotation, cellular component: cytoplasm. Gene Ontology annotation, molecular function: oxidoreductase activity, acting on the CH-OH group of donors, NAD or NADP as acceptor.
CGAACAUCGAACACCGGAAUACCGGCGCGAGGCAACGGACCGUCCACACGUAGGGCGCGGUCGUACGAGAAAUAAAAAGUAAAUAAAAUAGUAAUGGAGCUCAAAGGAAAGGUUGCUCUGAUUACCGGUGCGGCGGCCGGCAUAGGAUUGGCUUAUAGUGAGGAAUUGCUGAAACAUGGAGCUAAGGUGUCAUUAUGCGACAUCGACUCCGACAUCGGCGAGCAGAUCUCCGACGAGCUGGGCGCGAAGUACGGACGCAAGAACGUGCUGUUCUGCCAAUGCGAUGUGACCGACUACCCGCAGUACGAAGAGGCCUUCGAGAUGACGAUCAAAGUGUUCAACCGGCUGGACAUCGUGAUCAACAACGCUGGAGUCAUGAAUGAUCGAUUUUGGGAGCUGGAAGUCGAUGUCAACUUGAACGGCGUCAUCCGCGGUACUUUACUGGCGUACCGGUUUAUGGGCAAGGACCGCGGUGGACAGGGCGGUACCAUUGUGAAUACCGCUUCAACUGCAUUCACAAGGCCCCAAGUAUCUACUCCUAUCUAUACAGCCACAAACUACGCCGUCGUGGGACUUACUAGGGCUUACGGGGACCAGUAUCACGUAGGACUAACAGGCGUUAGGAGCCUGGUGUUAUGCCCUGGUCUCACAGACACGGGCCUGGUCAAGGAAAUACGCAAACAGCUCAUGUCUUCCGAGUAUGAGGCAGCUUGGCAGCGUGACAACGCCAACGCCAAGACGCAAAGCUCAGAGCACGUAGGACGAGCUCUAGUGGAGAUCCUCACCAAAGGCCAGAGCGGCUCCGUGUGGAUCGUGGAAAACGGCCAACCCGCACGGGAGUGGCGUGGCUAAACUACCUUCACUCGACAACCUUCCAGUAUCUACUGUGCGAGAAAUGCGACAUAAUGAUAUUUUCAGAGCUAUGGAAAUGGAACACGGACUUCAGAAUAAAAGAUAAUAAGUAUUUAUGGGCGCGGUAUGUUUCUGAUUACGGCACAAAAUGUUCAGAAAGACUGACCAAUUAAAUAUCUGUGUGUGAGUAGGCGGGUCCACAGAGUCCACACAGAACGAGCCGCGAAAACAAAAUUGCCGCGCGAAGCAACUCGGUCAGUGUAGACGUGCCUCGGUGUCGAUGUGGUCCUAAUUGUAGUCAAAACGCACACGAUCUUAACCCUUUAACCUUUUGGACGCCAAUGACGGAUACACCGGCACCGCAGGUCCAACGCCAAAUACUGAACCUACGUGCAUGUGCAUAAAGUUCAAUUUCAGUUUUGACACUUCGGUGAUGUGGCGUCCGAGUGACAGCUUUUGUGUUUGACACUGCGUAGAAAAGGUUCCAGGUUGCCAUCACGCCUAUCGAGCGCAGCGCAUCAUCGAGAACCUUGUCGGAUGCACGAAGGUUGAUAUUGGGCUGUAGCAGGCGUGUCUCACAACGCGAUUUCGUCGCGUCCCUACAAGUACAUGCGGCCGACACCAAUUUUGGUGUCUAGCCAUAGUAGUUGCCGCGCACCGCUACGGAACAGACGCCUGUUCGCGCUUGCGCCACCUAGCGGUCAUAUCUGUCGUAAUAGACGCAUUUUGUUAGAGUGAAUCUUCUGUACCAAGUAGGUACUAUUAUUUAUUCUGUGGCUGUAGCCCGGUGCGCGUCAGCGGUCAACGGCGCAACACAUUCUGAUAUCUAUGGUCAGAAGAAAAGCCAAAAUAUUUCUAUUCUAGUCCAAUAAUACUUUUUCGAUUACCUUAUUUUAUGAGGAAGCGCAAGAUAUUUGUCAAGCUUUACCUGAGAAUGUAUGGUCAUUUUUAACCCCGACGCAAAAAGAGAGGUGUGUUAUAAGUUUAAUUAACACGAUAAAGGCGUGAAAGGUAUUCUCAUAUAAUGUAGGUAUACUAAGAUAUUUCGAAUGACUGUUUUGUUUGGGUGAUCCUAUCCAUCCUAUUUAAAUAAUCGUGUUUUUCUUUUGAACAAUCGACCUAAAGCUCUUGACAUUAUAUUACUGUUUCCGAUCUAGACUUAAAUUGGCUCAAUGAUAGUAUAUCUGCCAAGAAACAACGUACUUGCGCCGCGUUAUUUUAAAAACACAAUGGGAAUGACUAAUUUCCUUUCCUUUUUGAACUUUCUUUACGAAUCUUUUUAACCUUUUGAACGCUUUGUCAUAAACAAAAACGUCACUGUCACACCAAGAUAACGGGCGCAAGCGAGCGAAUGUAAAUUUUACUUUAAAGUGUCAAGUUUACUUUCGUCCGCCAUAACCCAUAUAGUGGUCCUUGGCGCUGUGGGCACGACUAGUAACGACCACUUUAUGGGUUCUUGGCGUUCAAAGGGUUAAGAGCAUUUUUAAAACCUUAUGUGUUUGGGACAAUUGUGUUUUAUACUUCUGAUGCUUAUGGAUUUACUUAUGACUACGUAUAAACUCCACAAAGUAAAUGAAUACGUGAUGUGGUUGUGUAAAUACUCAGUUCUUUAGUAUUAGAAAUGUUUGAGUAAGAAGCUGCAUUUAUAUUUUAUGAAAUAUAUUUUACAAAAAUAUAGAAAAGUAGGUUAAGAAUAAUGUUAGACAAUGUAUUGUGUACCUAUACUUGGAAAUUGUCAGUAUACCUAAGGCCCUGUAUAAUAAGAUAAGUUGUAUUAUAAGCACAUACUAUGUUAUUGGCUUGUGUAUGUUACGAUGUCAGACAUUUUGUUGACGUGCAAGUGAGGAGUGUCUUUUUAAGGGGUUUAUUUCUCUAUAAAAACCAUACAAAAAUGAGCCUUGUGAAAAGACAUACUAGACUUAUUUUUGUAUGGUUUUCUUAGAGAAAUAAACCCUUGAAAAGACACUCCUCAAGUGUUACCAGUUAUUUCAUUUUACAGACGAAUAUUUUAUUAUUAUUGACAUUACAGUCUAAUUUCGGUAAUCUUUCGUGAGAUGAAAUAUCUAUAACAAUUACCAUGGAAUUUAAUACUCUAAGACACUAAGUUCUCAACAGUUUUUUACAAGUUUGUUGCUGAGAUUUUUUGAUUUGCAAUAAAAGAGAAAAGGUACAA